CGAGAGGCGCUCUCCAAUCCCCGCCAGCCAGCCUCUUCUUAAAGUGGCGCGGCGGCCGGGCGGCGAGGCACUCUUCGCCGCGGCUCCUCCGACUUUCAAGCGCGCUUGCUGCUUCUCCUCCUCCUCCUCCUCAAGCGAGCCGAGGCAGCGCUUGCCGUCCGCACGAGAGCGCGCGCCGCGGACUUCCCGCCAAAUCGCCCUCCUCCGCCAGCUGUCGCUCCCUCAGGAAGAGAGAAUGAAGAGUCCUCUUGUGCUGACAGUGCUGCUGUCCUUAAUAGCAGCAAAACUGUGCCAGGCCUACUGUAUUGAGUCCCAGGAGCAGCAGCUGCCCAGCGGAAUGCAAACAAAGAAGAGCUCAGACUUCUAUAAGAGUCCUCCAUCUUUGCUCCGGCGAUUGUAUGAUGGCCAAGGGAUUUCCUAUGAGGCACUGCUCAGACUGUCAGGCAAAGAGGAAGUCAAUCCUCAGGCACUUGCCUCUUCCCAGAAACGAGAUAUGCAUGAUUUCUUUGUUGGACUCAUGGGGAAAAGGACCACAGACCCUGAUAAUCCCACAGAUGUCAAUAAGGGAACACUCACUGGUUUUGGCGACCUAAAGUAUUCAUUGAAUGCAGAAUGAGGUAUCCAUGUAGGAGUGUGGACAGUCACAAUGUCUGCAGGACCUCAAGAAACCAACACAAAGCUGAUUUCAUCCACCAAAGCCCAGCACACUCUCAACCAAACCAGAACCCUUUGGUGUACUAUGGAGACCUCAUAUUGUCCUGUGCUUCCUUGUUGCCAUGUUCUUUUCCUUAAUUCUGCCCUUUAUUCCAGCCUUUUCCUCACUGUAACUCUCUAGUGUUCACUGUUUGGGAAUUUUGAAAGUAACCCUUCCCCAUGGUGCUUUGGCCCUCUGUGCAAAAUCACCCUCCCUGCCCACCCUUUUGUGGCACAGAUUAAGAACACCUCAAAAUCUUCUACAAUUACAGGGUUUUUACUUAUGACCUGCCA
Podarcis raffonei (Aeolian wall lizard) is the source of this 987-nucleotide messenger RNA. It is a transcript of the gene TAC3, whose product is annotated as tachykinin precursor 3. The record is from RefSeq and is a predicted model, not a curated record. The transcript is spliced from 8 exons. Bases 236 to 616 code for a protein of 126 amino acids. Gene Ontology annotation, biological process: tachykinin receptor signaling pathway; positive regulation of blood pressure. Lineage: Eukaryota; Metazoa; Chordata; Lepidosauria; Squamata; Lacertidae.